This is a messenger RNA of Toxotes jaculatrix (banded archerfish), 6575 nucleotides long. RefSeq names its product pyruvate dehydrogenase phosphatase regulatory subunit (gene pdpr). Bases 118 to 2796 code for a protein of 892 amino acids. Gene Ontology annotation, molecular function: oxidoreductase activity; protein binding. The record is from RefSeq and is a predicted model, not a curated record. Gene Ontology annotation, cellular component: mitochondrion; cytoplasm; mitochondrial matrix. The transcript has 18 exons. Lineage: Eukaryota; Metazoa; Chordata; Actinopteri; Toxotidae.
UGGUACUGAGCGCUGCUGCACCCAAACACGACUUUCUGUCGUAUCACAGUCAGUGGGAUUCACCUCUGUCAUUAAAGUAUCACAGCUUCGGGACCCGGCUGAUUCCAAAGCACAGCUAUGUGCAGCUGUGUGCGGAGCUCCAGGGCUCUGUCCCCUGUCCUGCUCCCCAGGCUGCUACUUCCCCACACGGGGUACAGAUUGGCCGGCAGGGGCUUUUGGACCUCACCCCACUGCAUGACUGUCAGUGGAGACUCCCAGCUGCUCCCAAUGCCCAGCCAGGCACGAGUGGUGAUCUGUGGAGGAGGUAUUGUGGGAACAUCAGUAGCUUACCACCUGGCCAAACUGGGUUGGACUGACAUUGUGCUCCUGGAGCAGGGAAGGCUAGGUGCAGGAACAACCAGACUAUGUGCUGGCAUUGUCAGCGUGGCAAAGCCUAUUUCCAUAGAGUGUCAAAUGGCCAACUACUCCAAUAGUCUUUACCAGCAGCUGGAGGAGGAGACAGGGAUCAAAACAGGCUAUGUGAAGACAGGGUCUUUGUGUCUGGCUCAAAAUCAGGAUCGCUUCAUCUCUCUGAAGCGCCUGGCAUCCCGACUAAAGGUAAUGGGGAUCAGCUGUAACAUCAUUAAACCAAAGGAGGUGGCCAAACUCCACCCUCUUGUUAACAUUCAUGACCUGGUAGGGGCACUCCACCUCCCAGCAGAUGCUGUGGUGUCUCCACCUGAAGUAAACCAUGCCUUGGCUGUGGCUGCUGCUGGACAAGGGGUUCAGAUCCUGGAGCGGACCACUGUUCAGCAGGUUCUGGUGGAGAAGGGCCAUGUGAUGGCAGUGGAGACUGACCGGGGCUCCAUUGAGUGUGAAUAUUUCGUCAACUGUGCUGGACAGUGGGCUUACGAGCUGGGCCAGGCUAGUGAGAUGAAGGUGUCGGUUCCUCUUCAUGGCUGUGAACACUUCUACCUCCUCACAAAACCUCUCCAGGAGCCACUUUCACCCAGCACGCCAGUGGUGAUUGAUAUGGAUGGCAGGAUAUAUGCACGGCCAUGGCAGGGAGGCAUCCUGUCAGGGGGCUUUGAGAAGAAUCCCAAACCCAUCUUCACUGAGGGCCGCAACCAGCUCGAGAUCCAGAACAUGCAGGAGGACUGGGACCACUUUGAGCCAGUGCUCAGUGCUCUGCUGAGAAGAAUGCCUAGUCUAGAGUCAGCUGAGAUCCAUCAGCUGGUCAACUGUCCAGAGUCCUUCACACCGGAUAUGCGCUGUCUGAUGGGGGAGACGCCAGGCGUGUCUGGCUACUACGUGCUGGCGGGGAUGAACUCCUCUGGUCUGACUUUUGCUGGUGGAGCUGGGAAGUACCUGGCAGAGUGGAUGACAUAUGGCUACCCCACUGCCAACGUCUGGCCACUGGACAUCAAGCGCUUUGGUAACCUGCAGAGCAGCCGAACCUUCCUGAGGCACAGAGUAAUGGAAGUGAUGCCUCUGCUGUAUGAACUGAAGGUUCCUCGCUGGGACUUCCAGACUGGGCGUCAGCUAAGGACCAGUCCUCUGUAUGACCGUCUGGACACACAGGGAGCUCGCUGGAUGGAGAAACAUGGCUUUGAAAGGCCAAAAUACUUUGUUCCUCCAGGGAAAGAUCUGCUUUCUCUGGACCAGAGUAAGACCUUCUACAAACCUGACUGGUUUGACAUUGUUGGAUCAGAAGUGAAAUGCUGCAAAGAGGCCGUCUGUGUCAUUGACAUGUCCUCCUUCACCAAGUUUGAACUGACUUCAACAGGAGACCAGGCCCUGGAGGUGCUGCAACAUCUCUGUGCCAACGACCUGGAUGUUCCUGUUGGACACAUUGUCCACACCGGCAUGCUGAAUGAGAGGGGAGGCUAUGAGAACGACUGCAGUGUGGUCCGACUCAGCAAGAACAGCUUUUUCAUCGUCUCUCCGACAGACCAGCAGGUCCACUGUUGGUCCUGGAUAAAGAAACACAUGCCCAAUGACCCACACCUCCACCUAGAGGAUGUCAGCUGGAAGUACACAGCUUUAAAUCUCAUCGGACCCCGUGCAAUGGAUGUUUUGGCAGAGCUCUCCUAUGUUUCCAUGACGCCCGACCACUUCCCCUCCAUGUUCUGUAAGGAGAUGAGUGUGGGCUAUGCCAACGGGAUCCGAGUGAUGAGUAUGACUCAUACUGGGGAACCAGGUUUCAUGCUCUACAUUCCCAUAGAGUACGCCCUCCAUGUGUACAACGAGGUGAUGUCAGUGGGUCAGAAGUACGGUAUUCGUAACGCAGGGUACUACGCACUGCGCAGCCUUCGCAUAGAGAAGUUCUUCGCCUUCUGGGGUCAGGACCUCGAUGCCUUCACCACUCCGCUGGAGUGUGGACGGGAGUUCAGGGUUAAGUUUGACAAGGACACAGAUUUCCUCGGUCGUGAGGCGUUGCUGCAGCAGCGUCAGGACGGUGUGUUUCGGCGGUUCGUCAUGCUGGUUCUAGAGGAUCAUGACACUGAGCUGGACCUGUGGCCGUGGUGGGGGGAGCCCAUCUACCGUAACGGUCAGCUUGCCGGGACGACCACCAGCAGCGCCUACAGCUACACCCUGGAGCGCCACGUCUGCCUUGGCUUUGUAUCUCCGCCUCCAGGCCUAGAGGGGCUCCCCACACCCAUCACCCCAGACUUCAUCAACCGUGGGGACUACGAGGUGGACAUUGCUGGCCAGCGCUACCCAGCCAAAGCCAAACUCUACCCCUUUAGCUCCCUUUUCACCCAACAGAAACGCCGCAAGGAAGACAUGGAGCUCAGCAACCUCCAGGGGAAGUGAUGCAGAGUAAUAGAAAACCCUCCGGCCGCCUCAGUAGGGGCUUCUGUGAUACUCCUUCAGUUCACCAAAUCCACUCCUGCACUUACCGUGCCAACCUGUCCUCCCUUUUCCAGCUCCUAAUCAGAGAGCUGUUUGCACAAUCACUCCUCGUCCCUCUAAUAUUUAACCUCCACGUUGCACCUCCCUCUUUCAAAGUGCAAUAUUUAACAGGCACCAAAUGCUUGAGCUGUAUGAAAUACAGAGCUCCUGUGUCAUUAAAUUCUGCAGUUCUUUCUCAGCCCCGCCCUCCUUUACUCUCAAACACAGUCCUCACAGUCUCAAAGACUGGUUUACUGGGACAGUCGGCAGUUAAGUGCCUUUGUCAAGGCAAUGUCAACACAAGCUGUUGAGAACUUUGUUCACUUUAACCCAUGCAGAAGGGGUUUUGACCGACAGUCUUCUCCAGUCACUGUAACAUUUCACACUGCACAGUCUGAAAGAGUGUGACAGAAAUUCAGAGCUGAUUCUUACGCAGUCAGUGUAGAUACUGACUCUGUUGUCAUUUUUCGAAUUGUAAAUUUGCUGCUGUAAAAAACAUGAGUGAUGUGAUGCGUGUGGCAAUACUUUCUAUAUAUAUAUAUAUAUAUAUAUAUUUCACCUCUGUCAGCCGCACUACAUUAUACUUAAUUCAUAUCUUCACAGUCAGGGGGAAAAGGCCUGGGAAAGCAUUAGGAAGCCUGGCAUUAUAAUUAGUAAACCACUGAUGUAUGUGCAGGCCAUUACUGCCCUUCCAGUCCUGUUGAAAAGGCUUCCCAGACUCUCUGUUUUGUUUUUGUUUUUAUUUGGAAGACAAGAGACACAACAUUGACAGGACAACACGGGGAAAACAGAGCUAUAAAUACAGGACAGGGCAAUUAAUAGUCUGGCUAGGAAACAAGAAAGCAAAGUGACAUUUGCUGAUUUGUUCUUGUGCUGUGUUGGUAUGGGGUGUGUGUGUGUGCCUGUGUCCCAUAUUAUGAAAAAGUUGAUGGGAGAAGGAGAAAGGGAGAAAAGAUGUUGGUGGGUAAAGGGGGAGCAGGAUGACACAAAAAUAAAUAAAUAAAGGACAAAGGGGAGAGAGGGAGGGGGAAAAAUGGCAAUACUGCUGUAUCCUUGACACCUCCUGACAAAAUUUUUCUUAUUUUAUUGAUUGGAUCUGAUGUUGGUCCUGGGUUUUAUCCCUCCCUAAACUGCCCCCAGACCCUGAGGAGGUGGCCUGUUUAUCAGAGAUUGGCAUUCGAGGUUUGUUGUGCUUUUACGUUGACUUUGUUGAGGAGAGGAGCGUGGUGACCCAGCCUUGCCCCCGUCCCCUGCCGCACCCUGCUGGCUCCCCAGGCUCUCCUAAAAGCCCCAAAGCACUUUUUUUUCCUCCAUUGUAAUCAUCCGCUUUCUGCUGUUGUGGCGUUACUUUGUUGCGUGUCAAGCUUGUGGUAAUGUAAUUCCGAUAAUCCGACCUGUUAUUUAUGUUUUGUGGUCGUUUGGAAUUAGCAUCGCUACUGUUUUGUUUUUACGUAUAUGUUGUUGAAUGUGUGGCUUUGAGCGACCCAUAGAUGAGGGAAGCUAGGAUGGGAAAGCUGAGACCGGAGCGGUAAUCCCAGACCUGCUGGAUAGAGUCCACCAUAUCUUAACAUUGGUGAUUUGAGUUUUUCCUGAUCCAGAGUUUAGAGUUUGGUUUGUGUAAAGGAAGGACUUGAUUGCCAUUUGAAAUAAAGCAAUGUAUUUUUGUAUAGCUAGUGUGUAUAAAAUCUCUAUUUUCUGUACUGCACAUUUUUUUUCUUCUAAGUUAAGAGCUACAGAGCUGCAGGCCUGGAGCUGGUAGGGAUUUAGUGUGUUGCUCAUAAACACUCCGUCAGUUAAAAACAGUUCUCAGAUGGUGUUUCAUUAGUGUGUGGGUUUUGUGGUGUCAACAGGCUGUGCAGCAAACUGCCUGUUCACCCGAUGGGAACCUGAAAGCUUAACUGGCUAAAUGAAAGAGCAAAAGUCACUUUGGUCACAUGCACUCUUCCUUUAAAGAGGGAAGAACAUCUCCAGCUGAUUGACUGGCCUAUGAAUACACAUUUCAGCAGUGGGCAACAGCUCAAACAGGCUUCAUGUUUUUUUUGUUUUUUUUUAAAUUGCUGAAGGCCUCAGUUUCUUAUUUUUCCAUUUAUAGUGUAUCUCCAGCAUCUUGUUUAUACCUGUAGUUUAUUUGGUUUAUUUAAGUAUUUGCUCAUUUUAAAUACAAGAUUUAUUUAUUUCCUGUCCUCUCGAUCUCGAGCAGCCGCAGCAGCAGUUUCAUUUAUUUGGGGGCCGUCUGAGGCACUUUCACCUCUGAGCAGAGGAAAUUGCUGUACCUUUCAGUGUGGAUAUUGCAGAAAGCAGCUGCAGUGCUGACAAAACAAGAAUAUAGAAGGCCUCAUUAAAUUUUCAUACUUGUUUUAAUUUGACUUGGGUAUUACAUCUCAGGCUUUUCCACUGCAAAGGACGUCCUGUGUAAGGAUGAAUGCAUAAAAUGCUCAGUGUACGGUUGCCGCUGGUGAGCUCGUGCUCAGAAAUCUCUUUUGCAGCAGACCUUUGAGGGGAGCCAGUCUUAACAGCAGGACAAUGAAAGUGCAGUUCUAUACAUUUUACAACAUGGCUGCUGCUGUGUGAUUCAGAAAGAGAGCAGGAUAAGUUGUUUGUAGAGUGGGUAUCGCUGUUCAACUCAAGAAACCAGCUGCAACAGGGUGUAGAUGUUGCUCACAAAGGGCUACAUUUUCUUCAUGUGUACUUACGUCUGUAAAAUAUGAAAUGAAGUAUUUGCAUAUGAGAGUGCAGUCUUUGUGUCAGUCCAAUCUGGAUUCAGUUUCAGUGCUGUCACUGUGCUGCUUUGGUCCUGACCUCUGUACUGCAGAACCAACAUUUCUGUUAAACCGUGGUUCCCCGUCUUGACUUGAUGUGAUUCACAUCUUUAACUUACAUUAGAGAGGAACUCUGGACUAAUGUUGUAAUUUAUCAUUUCCAGAAACUAUGCUCAGUUCAUAUCAGCGUUGUGUAAACACAGUAAUCCUCCAUAAAUAAGUUUAAUCUAAUUAUAUUAAUCACAGUUCAACCAAAGGAGCUUGUAAUUAAUGAUGUGUCUUUAAGUUUCUGCACUUUCAGCAGAGCUCAGCGGCUCCGUGUCUUUUCUCAUCACAGAAUCAUCAUCACGCUUCAUAUCCAAGAGUCCAGUUCUUUGUUGAGGACACACAUGCUGCAAAAACUGCUGCUGUGCUGCACCGUGCUCAUCACAUGACCUGCCAGUCAUUUCAGUUGUGGUGACUUUUUUUUUUUUUUUUUUUUUUUUACUGCCUACAUGGGUACUUGCACAGUGAAAGGGAGAUGGCCCCAAACAUUUGCACUAAACAUCAGUCUCUCACCCCCAGUUUGUUUUCUUAUGGGGUCACAUGGGGUCUGUAUAUCAAUACAGAUAUAUGGAAUUUGAAAGGUGACUUGGAUUUCUAAGGUUAAAAAAGGUGCAGAGAGCUAAAGUUAUAUUUUAAGUAUAAAAUACUGUAUAUCAUCCAAAAAAAAAAAAAAAUGAAGGUGUAAACGAAGUGGUAAGACUCUGGUGUCUGUUUCAGACACAGAUGGCGGGUUGGGGCGUGUUUUUCUCAUAUUUAAUGUUCCCAUUUUAGCACUUGUCAUUCUGGACUCAUGUGUAAAUGCCAGCUUUCCCCCCCACAGCUUUAACACUGUUGUAUUUAUAUCAUGUUAAACAGAUGUUUGGCUGUCUAAUGUAAAAUAUAAAGAGAACUUUGUUC